UGCCUGGCAUCGGGCCAGCGUCACCCCUCGGCACGGGCAGCCCCGAGACCCCGCGGCCCUGGGCGCGCAUUUCUGGGCACACCUGAGCUCGCACCUGCCCAGCGCCCCAAGGUUCCGCCUGCCUGGAAAAGCCCCAGCCGGGGCUGCAGCGUGGCGGGAACCCCCCAGCCAAUCCGAGCGCAGCAGGAGCGCGCCGCAGCCAAUGAGAGCGCGGGGCGUUGCGGAGUCAUCAGUCGCCGGGCAGAGGCUCCGGGCGGGCGCUCCCGGCGCAGCGCGGCUGCUUUGGGGCUGCGGCCCCUGCCCGGCGCUGCCGCGGGGCGAGGGGCGGCAGCUGCGGCCGCACUGCUGGCACUGCUGCUGCUGGCAGCCCCGGCUGCGGGCGCCGAGCUCUCGGGGCUGUUGCAGUGGAUUGCAAAGGCUGAGUGUCACUUCAUUAUCGGCACCGAGAGGGUGAAGUACGCGGAGAGGCGCAGCUACAACCGGGAGCAGCUCCUGCACUUCGACUGCGACUUUGUGGGGCACUUUGUGGGGUUCACCCCCUUUGGGGAGAAGGUGGCCGGGUACAGGAACAACCUCCCGGAUUUCCUGCGGCUCAAAAGGACCGCGGUGCUCUGGUACUGCCGGAGCAACUCCGAGGCGGCCGCCGUGUUCCUCACGGAGCGCCGAGUGCCCAUCCCACCGUGUCCAUCUCGCUGGUGCCCUCGAGCUCCCAGCCCAGCCCCGGCCGCCUGCUCUGCUCCGUGAUGGAUUUCUACCCUGCCCACAUCCAGCUGAGGUGGUUCCAGGGCCAGCAGGAGCUCUCUGUGAUGGCCACCCAUGUGGUUCCCAGUGGGGACUGGAGCCACCAGCUGCUGGUGCUGCUGGAAACUGCCCCCAGUGUGGGGUCACCUGCAGCUGCCAGGUGGAGCACGUCAGCCUGGAGCACCCCUGAGCCAGCACUGGGGCACGGGGGAAGCACUGGGGGUGCUGGGAGAGGCACUGGGAUGUGCUGGGAGCAACUGGGAGAGAGUUGGAGAGAGCCUGGUUGAAACUGGGAGAGAGGCUCGUGGGUCUGGAAGGGCUGAGAAGGAGUUUGGAGGAUGCUGGGGAGGGUGGGAUGGAGUUGGGACGGUCCUGGUGGGCACUGGGAGAGUUUGGGGUGCUGGGUGUGGCUGGGAGUGUGUUUGGGGUGCUGGGUGUGACUGGGAGGGAUAUGAGUGAGCCUGGAGGGGCUGGAAGGAGAUUGGGGAUGGCAGAGGUUGGGUUGAGGUUGGUUGUGCUGGGAAGAGAUUGGGAGGGGUCUUGGUGAAUCCAUGUGGGGCUGGGAAGGAACUGGGAGAGGGUUUGGGGGUUCUAGGAUGGUGGGGGGCAACAGGGAGGUGGUUGUGUCAUGCUGAGAGGGACAGGAGGGGCUUUGGUGGGUCCUGGGGAGGCUGGGAAGGGAUUGGGGGGACGUUUCAGGGGGUCCUGAGUAAGCUGGGGGCGAUGGGUAGGGAGCUUGAAGGGGCUUGUGAUGUCUGUGAGAAGGUUUGGAGGUCCUGACCCCUCUGGAAUCCCCAGAGAUGCUGCCAGACACUGCCCGCAGGAAGAUGCUGACUGGGAUCAGGGUUCUGUGUUGGGAUUCGUCUUCCUGGCGCUGGGGCUCGGCUUCUCCCUGCGCAAGAAAGUGAGGGAGGGGUCCCGGGGGUCGUGUCCCCCCUCUCCUGGAGCGUGUGUGCUCCCCCCGGGGCCCCCAGCCCGGUGUCACCCCCUUUUCUCUGCCCACAGAGCUCCUGAGCCGCCGCCGGCCGCAGCCCCUCCCCGUGGCCUCGGGCCCGGCCAGGACCCCCCACUCUGUCCCUGCACUGAUUUUGGGGGGCUCGUGUGUCCCCCCAGCCCCGCUGUCACUCUGCCCUGCCCAGCUGCUCCCAGUGUUCCCAGUAAAGCUUCCCAGUUAAACCCAGUCCAGUUUAUGGGGGGCACUGGGGAGGGACUUGGGGGGACCCCGCGGGGGGGCUGUGACUGGGCAGGGAGGGGGGGCCAGGUGGGGAACACUGGGUGCUGCGGGUCUGCCCGGCAA
Messenger RNA from Passer domesticus (house sparrow), 2038 nucleotides. RefSeq lists its product as uncharacterized. Gene Ontology annotation, biological process: antigen processing and presentation; immune response. The record is from RefSeq and is a predicted model, not a curated record. Lineage: Eukaryota; Metazoa; Chordata; Aves; Passeriformes; Passeridae. Gene Ontology annotation, cellular component: MHC class II protein complex; membrane.